Molecule: messenger RNA, 1561 nt
Organism: Galeopterus variegatus (Sunda flying lemur)
Lineage: Eukaryota; Metazoa; Chordata; Mammalia; Dermoptera; Cynocephalidae
Product: melanoma-associated antigen B10-like
Exons: 2
Coding region: 100-1152 (350 amino acids)
Biological process (GO): negative regulation of transcription by RNA polymerase II
Cellular component (GO): nucleus
Source: RefSeq, a predicted model, not a curated record
CUAGUCAGCAGAGGGAGACGUCCAGGCUCUGCCAAAAGGUCACUGAAUCAUCUGCCCUCUGUCCCACACUCGUGCCUGCUGUCUCUGACCGCAGUCAUCAUGCCUCGGGGUCAGAAGAGUAAGCUCCGUGCCCGUGAGAAACGCCGCCAGGCUCGAGAAGAACACAAGGGUGUGAAGGGUGCUCCAGCCACUGUAGCAGAGAAAGAAAAGUCUGUCUCUUCCUCUUCUCGUCAUUUCAAAGAAAAUCCCCAGAGGUCAUCUGCUUCUGGAACAACCAGCGAUCAGCAAAAGCCAGGGAAAGCCCCAUCCGGCACUGCUGCUGCAGCAGCUGCUUCCUCCACAAGGUCUCAUGCAGGCGCCACCAGCCGAGUUGAGGAAAAGCCAAAUACCCCACAGGCCCAGGCUUCCACUGGGCACAGGCAAAGAGGCCCUGUAGAAAAGAAGUCUACGAUGCUGAUGCGUUACCUGCUGAGCAAGUAUCAAAAGAAAGAGCCUGUUACAAAGGCAGAUAUGCUGAGAAAUGUGAUCAAAACAGAUAAGAACCGCUUCCCUGAGAUCCUGAGGAGAACCUCUCGGCACCUGGAGCUGAUCUUUGGCCUUGACAUGAAAGAAGUCGAUCCCAACAGGAAUCUCUAUGUCCUCGUCAACAAACUGGAUCUAAGCUGUGAUGCAAGAGUGAAUGACAAGAGAGGCUUGCCCAAGACUGGCCUGCUGAUGACUGUUCUGGCUCUCAUCUUCUCGAACGGCAAUCGUGCCACUGAGGAGCACAUCUGGAAAUUGCUAAAUCUGAUGGGAGUAUACUGUGGGAAGAAGCAUUUCAUCUUUGGGGAACCCAGGAAGCUUCUCACCACAGAUUUGGUAAAAGAAAAGUACCUGGAAUAUCGUCAGGUGCGCAACAGUGAUCCUCCAAGCUUUGAAUUCCUGUGGGGUCCAAGAGCCUACGCUGAAACCAGCAAGAUGAAAGUUCUCAAGUUUUUUUGCACACUCAAUCGGACUGUCCCUAGUGCCUACCCACGCUUGUAUGAAGAGGCUCUGAGAGAUGAAGAGGAGCGAGCCCGAGCCAGAUUUGCAGCUAGGCUUCGUGCUGCUGUCAUGGCCAUCGCUUGUUAUAGGGCCGCUUCCAGAAGCCUUCCUGCCCCAAGUGAAGGCUGAGGAAAAUUCUUGACUGUGUUGUUGAAGAGGACAGCUAAUGUUCUCAUUGGUGGAGGUUCGGGUGAGGGUGGCAAACUAGCAACAACACAGUGUGUAACGUGUGUGUUCUUGUUCUUAUAUGGUAACUUGGAUAUUGGUUUAAAUGUUCCUCUUAAUAGAAAGUUUAAGUAGCUUCAGAGUCCACAUUUAUAAGUGAUAAUAAGUCAUACAUUUAUUGAUGUGUAUGAGUAUUAAGAAUAAGAGUUUUACUAUUUUAUAGAAACAAUUGUGAAGUUUUCUAUCUUAUUUAGUGAUCUCAAACAAGAUAGCGUGGUGGAUUAGGCAUUUCCUUGGAAAUGUGAAAAGACACAGCAGGAAAAUAGUUGGGGUCAAAAAAACAGAAAAAAGUAAAAGAUUAUUAAUACUUGUA